AUGGCGAUGACGCUGGCGGUGCGGCGCCGUGCGGUGUGCGCCCUGGCGCUUCUCGCGCUUCUCUGCGGCUGCUGCGCCCCCUCCGUCUGCGUGGCAACGACGGCGGCUAAAGUGAACGUGUCGGUGGAGGUGUCGUGCCCGAACGAUGCGAAGAAGUUGCGUUGGCGCGUUGCCGGCAAGAGUAAUUCUGCAGCCUGGAAGGAGUGUCCGCAGGCAGUGGAGGGUGCGCAGAGCAGUGAAAGCGCUGCUUACGGUAAUGUCCUUUGCCUCUUGGCCGGAUCGGCGUACCUGGAGAAGUUCCCGGCGGGGAACUGCCGUGCAUCUCAGCCAACGGAGGGCACAGACGCUGUCGCGUUCAGGUUGGCCUGUACGGCGGCCGCAAACAGUGCGCUGCACAAUCUGACGAAGAGCGAAGGUGGCAGCAUCACUGAAGCGGAGAAUCCACUGGGCGCGUCAGACGAGUGUGAGUACCCAACCCCGAGCCAAAACCGCGGCUG
This is a messenger RNA of Trypanosoma conorhini, 497 nucleotides long. RefSeq names its product mucin-like glycoprotein. The transcript has a single exon. The annotation marks the transcript as partial. NCBI's taxonomy places the organism in Eukaryota, Euglenozoa, Kinetoplastea, Trypanosomatida, Trypanosomatidae. The record is from RefSeq and is a predicted model, not a curated record.